Molecule: messenger RNA, 1359 nt
Organism: Puma concolor (puma)
Lineage: Eukaryota; Metazoa; Chordata; Mammalia; Carnivora; Felidae
Gene: DRC9
Product: dynein regulatory complex subunit 9
Biological process (GO): sperm axoneme assembly; cilium organization
Cellular component (GO): cytoplasm; sperm flagellum
Source: RefSeq, a predicted model, not a curated record
AUGGAAGUUAAAAGUAGCUUAAGAAGAAUGGAAAAAGGCCAACUAGAAGCCUCAAAUCUUCCAUCAGAAGUCUGGCAUUCUGAGGUGACAGUGUCAGUGACAGGCGAGCCACCUGGUGCUGUAGAAGAAGAAGAAGAAACAGCUGAAGAAACAAACAUAGAAAUCAUCCCGGAAAUCAUAGAACCACUCUCCAUUCUAGAUGUGCUGAGGAUCUCCGCAGUUCUGGAGGAUACCACAGAUCAGCUCUCUAUUCUAAACUAUAUCAUGCCAGUUCAGUAUGAAAGAAGACAAAGUGUCAACAUGAAGAAAAAUAAAGAAAUCAAUUUUGAAGAAAAGACUUUAGAAAAACUUUCAGAUGACCCAAAAACCUCAAAAAUAACCAGUCCAUUCUUACCUAAAGAAGAAACCAAGUUGCCAGAAAUCAGACAAGGAAGCCAAUUGGCCAACGGAUUUAACAAAACGCAAGAUCUUGUCUUCAAAAAACCUAUAAGACAGACCAUAAUGUCUACGGAGACACUGAAGAAAAUUCAGGUAGAUAGGCAGUUUUUCAGUGACAUAAUUACAAAGACCAUGCAGGAGCUGCAGGAGUCAGGCACUUUCACCAGUCUCUUGGAAGCUUUGGGCAAAGAGAGGGAAAACAGAAAGCAUUUCUAUGAUAUCAUUGCCAGGGAGGAAAAAGGAAGAAAACAGAUAAGAUCUCUUCAAAAACAGCUACUUAACGUCAAAAGAGAACGGCAAGCUGAGGUACAGAGUCGGAAUGAAUAUAUUGCUCACCUCAAGGACCAGUUGCAAGAGAUGAAGGCAAAAACCAACCUGGAGAAUCGCUAUAUGAAGAGAAACACUGAGCUGCAGAUCUCCCAGACCCAGAAGAAAUGUAACAGAACAGAGGAGCUCUUGCUGGAAGAGAUAGAGAAACUAAGGUUGAAAACGGAAGAAGAGAAUCGGAUUCAUAUGGAAAUUGAAACAUUCCUUAGAAAGGAGCAGCAGAAACUUGAGGAGAAGCUAGAGUUCUGGAUGGAGAAAUUUGAUAAGGACACAGAAAUGAAACAGAAUGAACUAAAUGCUCUCAAAUCUGCUAAGGCCAGUGACUUAGCACACCUUCAAGACCUUGCAAAAAUGAUAAGGGAGUUUGAACAGGUCAUCAUUGAAGAUCGGAUAGAAAAGGAGAAGACCAGGAAGAAGAUAGAACAGGAUCACUUGGAACUCAAGAGCGUCUUACAGCUCCAGGCCUGGUGGCGAGGCACUAUGGUACGGAGGGAACUUGGUGGUUUCAAAAUGCCUAAGAAGGACAAAGAUGAUAUCAAGGAUUCCAAAGGUAAAGGCAAAGACAAGAACAAGCGGAGAGGCAAGAAAAAGUGA